AUGAAUGUUUCUCCAAAUAUUGACCAAAUCGAGCUGUAUAUGAGUGUUGGUAAUGAAAAUUCACCAGAAGAAAUCAAUACAGCUCAGAGUGGUUUAAAUGAAUGGUUCAAAUCUUCUUUAGCUAUAAAUGAUUCAUGCGCAAUUUUAUAUAGAACAAGAAGCGAACGAGCAAAAUUCCAAGCAGCAACAUACGUUAAAAACAAUAUUUAUUCCAAUUGGAGCUAUCUUAAUCCAGAAGAUCGACCAGAAAUCAGAUCUUCACUUCUUGAGUCAUACUUUAACGGUAAUAACAAAGAAAAUAUUAACGAAUUAAUUGCAAUAGCUAUAGCUAGAAUCGCAAUUUUCUCCGUUCUUGAAGAUUGGCAGACAUUUCUUACAGAUUGCCUGUUUGAUGAAAAUACACCAGACAUUUUAAAAUCAUUGAAGCUCCUUCUUUUUACUAAGUUCUGUAACGAAGUAGAAUCAUGUCAAUUUCUCACAUCAGGAACUAAAUCAAAACUUCGCGAGCUCUGUAUUGAAAAUACGAGUUUAAUACAUCCAUGCAUCUUAUCUGCUUUUAGAGAACCACAGAUAUUACCAUACGCAAUCAAUGCUUUCAAUUGUUUACUCUCAUGGUGCAGUUUAUCAGAGAUUGUAAACCCAGAAAUCAUGGUUUUCCUCUGUACAGAAUGGAUGGCCACCAAAUCUACACAAAAACCUACAUUAGAAUGCCUACAAACUAUAUUUAUUAAAAGAACAGAUUCAGCCAUCGGAUUUCGUCAGUUUGCAGCAUUAGUUGUAUACGGAAUGACACAUUUCCCCGAUCCUACCAACACGAAUCUCCCUAUUACAGCUAACAAAGACGUAUUAGAUUUUCUUACGAAAUUUCUUGCCAGAUUUUUAUCAAUUAUUGAUUUAGUCUUCUUCCCGAUACCAGAGGAAGCCAGUCCAGAGGAUGUUGCUGAGUUAGAAAGGGAAGCGAACCUAGUUUUGGAAGGACUUCAACAAUUUGACAUAAAAAGAGAAGAUUUCGCAGCAAUGAUUGCAAAUCUUUACGAAAUUGUUCUUUCUACAAGUCCUGAUAGAAUCUCACAUGAUUUCUGGAAGUUGUGGAAUGAUAUAACAAGGAAAAUAUACUUUGAAAGAAUCAACAAAAAAGCAACACAUCCAAUUUACGAUUUCUUCAAAGAUUUCUUCCCAAUGAUGAGAGAAUCCAUUUACGAGAUCCUUCCUUCAACAAUUGAUGAUGAAGGACAAAUUCCUUUUGAAGUAAGAAGUUGUUGGUCGAUGAUUCUCCAAAUAGAUCCAGAAAACAUGGUCCAAUUUUUAAAUGAACAAGAGAAUUCUGAGAAAUUAUGCAUCGCGUUAGGUAGUUUAGAAUUUGCUAUUGAUACUGAUGCCCAAAUGCAGCCAAUAUUUGAAAUAAUUCCUCAACUUAUUGAACAAGUCAAUGAUGAAACAAAUGAGAAAUAUUUGAUUGCACUUUUGUGCACUGUUUCUCAUUCUGUGAGAUUUUUCAUACAAAACAGAGAAGUUUUUCGCAGCGCAAUACAGUUUAUUUGCGAAUGCAUUGGACUCUCUGAAUCUGUUGCUAUUGCUGCUGUUAAUGCUUUGGCAUAUGUUAUUUAUAGACAAGAAAGUGUCUUCUUUGAAAAUGAUCUUGAAUUAGCGAAUUUCGUUGUAACAUCAUCAGAUAAUUUCUUCCAAUUUCUUGAUUUAAAUGGUAUUAGAUUAUUAUACCAGCUUUGCAGUAGAUUGAUUAGCAAGUUCCCUGAGAAUGUUAUACAGGAUAACUUCUUUGAAUUGUUUAGACCUAUUUUUGACCAUUUAAAGAUGUUUUACGAGGAUCCUUAUAACCAAGAAAACAUUAAACAGGCAACAAAUGAUUUGGACAUUAUAUCAAAUACUGUUCACGAUGUUCCUGCAAGUACUAAUUACAUUGGACAGAUAUUUGUACCAAUACUUCUUGAAAUUGGUCCUCACGUUUAUCCUGUUAAUGAUUUCAUUGAUGUUUCAGCUUCUUUGUUACUAGCAUUGGGAAGUUUGAUGCAAGGAGCAGAAUACUCUCAAAUAGAACCUCAUUUCAUUGAGACAUUGGGACAAUUAAGACCAACAAUUCAUGCUGUUACAUCUGUUUUUAGUUUCAUUGCAAUUGUUAGAUCGAAAUUCCCUGAAGUUGAUCAACAUUUUGGAAAUAUAAUGCAAGAAUUUGUGUCUCCUGCAUUAGAAUCCGAUGAUCCACCUUAUGAACAGAUUUUGAAGAUGUUGACUGAGUUUUCUUUCGCUGUUGUUGAUCCUAAUUUCAUGCUAAAACUAUUCCAAACAACAGCACUUGAGUUCUGUUCAAGAGAUGUAAAUCAAGCUGCUUUAGAAUGUUGGACGAAGUUAAUUAAAUGUCAGUCAAUUGAUAAUCAAGUUGCAAUGAACAUUUAUAAGUCAACAUUUGAAGAAAUAAUGACAAUUGCGUUUUCUAUUUUGAUUGACCAAGUUCAUAAUGCUGUUUAUGAUAAAAUUGUUGAAUUCAUUUUGAUGAAUAUUCAACUUGCAUCUGAUUACAGAUUAAUCAAUGCAGAAUUAACAGAUACAUUGGUAGGAAUCAUCACAAAGAUCGUUCCUCAAGAACCAAGGCCAAAUAUGUACUACGAAUUCGUUACUUGCCUUGAAAGAGUUUAUACAUCAAUACACAGAUUCUUCAGAGCAAUUACUGAUUUCUUGACUGGUCUUCAUAAGGUUUCUCCUGUUGAUACUGACGUGUUUAAGAUGGAAGAGUAUUCUAGACUUGAAUUCCUUCCAAUUAAGUUAGAUAAGAAUCCAUUCCUUAAAGAUUUCAUUUCAGGAAAGAAUCCUGAUGGAGUUUUGAGGCCAAAGAGUGUUGUUGCCAAUUUCAAGAAAGUUAUCGAGAAAGUCACUGCUCAAAUAGUUUGA
Messenger RNA from Trichomonas vaginalis G3, 2904 nucleotides. Its product is annotated as armadillo (ARM) repeat-containing protein family. Gene Ontology annotation, cellular component: cytoplasm; nuclear membrane. The transcript has a single exon. The record is from RefSeq and is a predicted model, not a curated record. Bases 1 to 2904 code for a protein of 967 amino acids. Gene Ontology annotation, biological process: protein import into nucleus. Gene Ontology annotation, molecular function: small GTPase binding. Lineage: Eukaryota; Parabasalia; Trichomonadida; Trichomonadidae.